Acaulospora morrowiae is the source of this 400-nucleotide messenger RNA. The record is from the annotation of a GenBank genome assembly. Lineage: Eukaryota; Fungi; Glomeromycota; Glomeromycetes; Diversisporales; Acaulosporaceae.
AUGAGUGGACAAAAUAUACCUCGAGUUGCUACUUUUAAUAUUCGUUUUGAUGGUCACAAAAGUCCGCCUGUUUCAGAGAAUGAAAACAUCGUGGUCCCAAGCGCGUUUGAUGGUGAACAACCCUGGUAUGUUAGAAGAAAAAAAGUCGCUGAUGCUAUUCUUUUUCACAGGGUGGAUAUUAUCGGUCUACAGGAAGUUCUUUAUAAUCAAGUCAAAGAUCUGGAAGUACUGCUUGGAGAAGAUUGGCAAUGGACUGGUGUGGGACGAGAUGAUGGAAAGAUUAAGGGAGAGUUUGUACCAAUCUUUUACAAAAAACGGUUCAAGCUUCUGGAAUCGAAAAAUCUUUGGCUCUCCAACACUCCAGAUGUUCCUAGCAAAGGUUGGGACGCAAACUUACCUC